AUGUCUUCUUCCCCGAUCACUGCCAACCGGCCCAGGACGCUCAUCCUGCCCGAUCUCGUCUCCUACUGCUCCUUCGAUCUCGCCAUCAACGAAGGUUGCGAGGUCUGUUCUGCGGAUUCGAUAGAAUGGAUCGCGUCAUUCGGAGAUCUCUCGGAAAAACAAAGGGCGUCGAUGGCGAGCAUUAAACUUGGAACUCUCGCGGCAAUGAGUUGGCCCAGCUGCGAUAUCCAUGGACUGAGAAUCGGGGCCGACUUUAUGAACUACGUAUUUUGGCUGGAUGACUAUACCGAUGGACUUCAGCACACCGAAGCUUUACGGGUCAGAGAGGUCGUUGUCGAUAUACUUCGUCAACCAGAGGCGCAUUGUGAGCAGGGCAGGUCCGGAUCGGCAUUGGAAAAGCUUACCUACGACAUCUGGAUGCGCAUGCUUCCUCAGUGUGGGGAAGGAACGAAGACACGUUUUAUUGAGGCAAAUCAUCUCUUCCUGCAAGCAGUGUAUGGACAAUCAGUCCUAUGUAUCGGUGGUGAACUUUCUCUCCUAGAUGGAUAUAUCAUGCUUCGUCGAGAUGACGGUGGCGCGAAACCGAUGUUUGUCCUUAUCGAGUAUGCCUUAGGGUGGGAACUGCCAAGUGAACUCGUCGAUGAUCCGGUGAUCAAGAGGUUGGAGGAUGAGGCUAACGACAUGAUAGUCUGGAGUAAUGACAUUUUCUCUUUCAAGAAGGAGCAAGCUCGGGGAGAUCGAAACAAUUUGAUUACUAUCGUCAUGGAAGAAAAGGGUUUAUCCAUGCAGGAGGCAUUCGAUUUCGUCGGAGACAUGUGGAAAGCUCGAUUCCAUGACUUCAAGGAGGACCGCAAGAAACUGCCGUCCUGGGGAGAAGUUGUGAACAGACAAGUCGAAGGAUACGUCCAGGGCCUAGCCGACUGGGUUGUGGGUAACAUCCACUGGUCGUUUGCCUCUAAGAGAUAUUUCGAGAGUGAGCGAGAUUUUUUGGGAGCGCACGUCGCCAGUAGCUGA
Molecule: messenger RNA, 1014 nt
Organism: Dacryopinax primogenitus
Lineage: Eukaryota; Fungi; Basidiomycota; Dacrymycetes; Dacrymycetales; Dacrymycetaceae
Product: terpenoid synthase
Exons: 3
Coding region: 1-1014 (337 amino acids)
Source: RefSeq, a predicted model, not a curated record